GUAUGAUGUCCUUCAAUUUUCUCGAAUGUUCUCUUGAAAUUGAAUGGACAGCUUCACUGUUCACAUUGGUGGUGGUGGUUGAGAUCCGCAGUGCUGGCCUUUAAUAUCACAUUCUUCGCAUUUGUAUCACGGGAGGCGCCUUGAAAUCAGCAGCAACAAUGGCUAAAAUGGGGGAAGGAGAUAAGCGAUGGAUUGUCAGCGAGCGACAGGAUGGGAGAAAUGUGAACAACUAUCAUUGGACGGAGAAGGACUGCCUGCCGUGGUCGCAGCGGCGGCUGGGCGAGCUGCUGAGCGGCAUUCAGAUGCUGCAGGGGGAGGGCGGCUGCUGGGCCAAGACCACCACCCUCGACUCCUGUAAAGGGGAUGCGUACAUCAACAUCCGGAAGGGCAAGAUGAUCCCUGGCUACGAGCUGACCGUCAAGCUGGCCUGGGAGGGUGAAGUGCGCGAUGGGGAGGGCGCCGCGGUGGCGCGUGCGCGCGGGGCCAUUGUCAUCCCGUAUCUGGCGGACGAGAACGCGGAUGAGGACCCCGAGAUCAAAGUCAGUGUGGCGGAGGGGGCGGGGCCAGCGGGGACGCGGCUGCGCGACGCCGUGGUCAGCAAGGGGCGGCCGCUCAUUGCUGAGGCGCUGAGAAUGUUUGUGAAGGAGUUCGCAGCAGGGGGAGCAGCCAAGGAUGAGGUGAAAGGGACCGUGCCAGCUGCAACGUCAGCCAAGCCAUCGGCGUCAAGUGCUGGAGUCUCCAACAGCGGGGCUAGCAGCAAGGGGGAGGCCGAAAAAGGGUCAGAGCAGAAGGGCGGCAAGGCGGGGACCAAGAGCAUCAAGAUGACGCAAAAGUUCUAUUGCCGGGCGCGCGACGUGUUCGAGGCACUGCUGGACGAGCGGCGUGUGAAGGCUUUCACACAGAGUAAUGCCAGCAUCGCAGCGGAAAAGGGUCGCGCGUUUUCGCUCUUUGACGGGGCAGUGACGGGCGUGGUCCAAGACGUGGUGCCGUAUGAGCUGAUCAUCCAAAAGUGGCGCUUCAGUAACUGGCCCGACGGCGUCUACUCCACGGUGUGCCUCACGCUGGAGGAGCCGGAGGAGGGCACCACCCUCGUGAAGCUGAGCCAAACGGACAUCCCGGACGAGGACAGGUACGGCAACGGCGGGAUCGUGGAAACUGCGGAGCACGGGUGGCGGGAGCUCAUCUUCCAAAAGAUCCGUGUGGUAUUCGGCUACGGCGCUUGACAAAAGGGCCUGAUCGAUCAGAUUCCGUACCUGCCAGAACUUUUCUCGUAACCUGCCCUCAGAACAGUGGGCAUUGUUUGCACCAAACAGACCUUGCAAAUAUUGUCAGGGAUGUGAGGCUAUUCGUGUUAUGAAGAGCACGUGCCUGAUCUAGCUGGAUGAUUGGAAGAGAUUGUUUGACAUACAAUCUGUGACUUAUGGAUCACGCUGGAAUGGGUCUUGAAUUAUGCAAAUUGAUUCUCGAAGUGAGAUCGACAGUACUUUCAAC
Klebsormidium nitens is the source of this 1491-nucleotide messenger RNA. The record is from the annotation of a GenBank genome assembly. Lineage: Eukaryota; Viridiplantae; Streptophyta; Klebsormidiophyceae; Klebsormidiales; Klebsormidiaceae.